Messenger RNA from Chilo suppressalis (striped riceborer), 648 nucleotides. The record is from the annotation of a GenBank genome assembly. NCBI's taxonomy places the organism in Eukaryota, Metazoa, Arthropoda, Insecta, Lepidoptera, Crambidae.
AUGACUCCUAAACUUUAUCACUUCCCAAUUAGUGGCCCUUCUCGUGGUGCUUUACUUGCAGCAAGAGCUGUUGGAAUCCCAAUACAAAUAGAAAUAAUAGAUUUAUUCAAAAAGGAGCAACUGAAAGAAAGUUUCCUGAAGAUUAAUCCACAACACUGUGUUCCAACUUUAGAAGAUGAUGGUUUCAUAUUAUGGGAAAGUCGUGCGAUUGCUUGUUAUUUAGCCGACAAGUUUGGUAAAGAUGAUCAACUUUACCCAAAAGAUUUAAAGCAACGUGCUAUUGUGAAUCAGAGGUUGUAUUUUGAUAGCUCUUUACUAUAUAUCAAAAUAAGAGCAAUAUGUUUUCCUAUUUUGUUCCUUGGUGAAACAGAAAUAAAACAAGGUGUCAAGGAUGAUCUAAAUAUAACACUAGGUUUUCUUGAUGAAUUCCUUAAAGGAGGCAAAUGGGUAGCAGGCGACCAUAUAACUAUUGCUGACACCUCUAUUUAUGCAUCUAUGUCAAGCAUACUUGCUGUUGGGUGGGACAUUUCCAAAUUUCCUAACAUUCAACGCUGGGUUAAAGAUUGUGCCGUAUUGUCUGGGUAUGAAGAAAAUCAAGAAGGAGCUGAAGCUUUUGGAGCUGCUGUAAAGAAAAAUCUUAAACAAUGA